AACUGUCAAAGAAGUUAGUAGAAAUCUUUCAGCAGACUCCUCUGGGCAAGUUUCUUGCCCAUUUCAGUGGAGAGCAGCAGCAAGAACUUCUUCAGUGCUACAUGAAGGACUUUCUUCUCUUGACCAUGAGUGUGUCCACUGGGGAAGAACUAAAGACCCUGGAUGCAUUUGCAGCAAUGGCCUGUGCUGAAAUGCUGACAAGAGACAUACUGAAGCCCAGUCCCCAGGCUUGGUUACAGUUGGUGAAGAAAAUUUCCAUGCCGCUGGAGUUCAUCUGUUCUGAUGGGUACAUGCAAGGCAGUGGAAGCCUGGCCAAAGCUGUCAUCAGGGAAGUCAGAACCCAGUGGAGUCGGAUUUUUUCCACUGCUCUCUUUGUGGAGCAUGUGCUCCUGGGGACCGAGAGCCAGAUCCCUGAGUUACGCAAACUGGUAACAGAGCACGUCUCCUUAUUAGACAAGUGUCUUCAAGAGAACUCUGACAUCAAGACCCACAGGCCUUUUGUAGCUGUAAUGACCACUCUUUGUGAAUGUAAAGACAAAGCCAGCAAGACCUUCACCAGGUUUGGUGUUCAGCCGUGUCCCAUCUGCCUGGGAGAUGCACAGGAUCCCAUCUGUCUGCCCUGUGACCAUGUGUACUGCCAGCGCUGCAUCAAAGCCUGGCUUGCCCCAGGGCAGAUGAUGUGUCCCUACUGUUUAACUGACUUGCCAGACAGAUUCCCUCUAACGGUUUCCCAAGAGUACAGGAAAGCCAUUGAAAAGCAUGCCCAGUUCCGGCAGAUGUGCAACAGUUUUUUCAUAGACCUGGUUUCCACCAUGUGCUUCAAAGAUAACACUCCACCUCAACAGAAAGUGAUUGAGAGCCUGCUGUCUCUACUCUUUGUACAAAAGGAUCUCUUAAGAAAUGCUCCCCAGAAACACCGUGAACACACAAAAUCUCUGUCCCCAUUCAAUGAUGUUGUGGAUAAAACUCCUGUCAUUCGCUCAGUGGUACUGAAACUGCUUUUGAAGUACAGCUUCCAUGAAGUGAAAGAUUAUAUCCAGGACUACUUGUCCACAUUAAAAAAGAAAGCGUUCAUAAUUGAAGAUAAAACGGAACUGUAUAUGCUCUUUAUCAACUGCCUGGAGGAUUCAAUACACGAGAAGACUAGUGCUUGCUCCAGAAAUGAUAAGCUGAACUACUUAAGAGAGGAAGGCCGUUUCCUCAAGAUGUAUUCCCCAGUAAGACAUGGCCAAGCACCUACCAAUGAGGCUUCAGUUGAAUACUUGCAAGAGGUGGCCCGGAUCCGCCUCUGCCUUGACAGGGCUUCUGAUUUCCUCUCAGAGCCUCAGGGAGGCCCAGAGAUGGCUGAAGAAAAACAACGCUACCUGCGACAAGUUGAGCACUUCUGUACCCGAGUCAGGAACGACUGGUAUAGAGUGUACCUGGUGAGGAAGCUCACAAGCCAGCGAGGGAUAGAAUUCGUGCAGAGCCUCUCCAGACCAGGCCAUCCAUACCAGUGGGUAUUUCCCAAGGACGUUGUUGCGCAGCAGAAGGAUCAUCCAGGCCAGAUGGAUCGCUACCUGGUAUACGGCAGUGAAUACAAGGCUCUUCGUGAUGCCACAGCCAAAGCCGUCCUCGAAUGCAAGCCCUUGGGUAUUGAGACUGCUCUGAAGGCCUGCAAGAACCCCAAAACGCAACAGGUAGUCCACUUACUCUUAGCACUUUUUAGAGAGGUGGCUGUUUUGUACAGAUCCCAUAAUGCAAACCUCCACCCUACACCAGAGCAAUGUGAGGCUAUGAACAAGUUCAUUGAAGAAUGCAAGAUCCUUUCCCCUCCUGGUAUCAGACAUUUUGCAACAGCCCUCGUGGCCAAUACUCUGCCAUUGCUGACAACAGGCACCAAUGACAGCAGCCUUGAGGGAACAGUGACAGAAAUGGCCAUUCAUGCUGCAGUCGUCCUUCUAUGUGGACAGAACAGAAUCUUGGAACCCCUAAAGAACAUGGCCUUCUCCCCAGCCAACAUGGCGAAUGCUUUUCUUCCAGCUAUGCCUGAAGACUUGCUGGCUCAAGCUAGGAGAUGGCAGGGUCUGGAAGGCCUCCAGUGGUACACUUGUCCCAACGGCCAUCCCUGCUCUGUAGGAGAGUGUGGCAGGCCAAUGGAGCUGAGCUCUUGUGUUGACUGUGGUACACUAGUUGGAGGUAUUGAUCACAGACCUCAGAAUGGCUUUCAUGUUAUCACCAACAACAUAGACAGAACUCAGACUGGCCAUGUGCUGGGUGACCCGCAACAUAAAAGUGUGGUGGCGUCUGACCGAGGGCUGUCCCCAGUGGUCUUCAUUCUCAUCCGGCUACUCACUCAUUUGGCUAUGCUUCUGGGAGCUGCCCACAGUCCACAGGCUCUGAGAAACAUCAUUAAGCCUCCAGUGAGGGAUCCAAAAUGGUUUCUGCAGCAGCAUAUCCAGAGAGACUUGGAGCAGUUGACCAAGAUGCUGGCAAAGAGUGCCGAUGACACCACCAACGUGGUCCACCUCAUCCUGGCCAGACUUCUCCAAGAGCAGCAGCACCUCUUAAGCCAGAGACUUUCUAAUUUUGAUGCAAAUUUGUCAACCAAAGAAAUGAGAAACAACUGGGAAAAACAUGUUGCAACUGUUAUUUUACCCGAACUGGAGCAUCUAGAUAAAACCCUUUUGACUCUGGAGAAUCUUAUCAGUCAAGAUGAGCGUAUUAGCUCCAACCCUGUGGCCAAAAUCAUAUAUGGUGAUCCAGUGACCUUCCUGCCUCACCUGCCCCAGAAAAGUGAGGUCCACUGCUCUAAGAUUUGGAGCUGCAAAAAGAGAAUCACAGUUGAGUACCUCCAGCACAUUGUGGAGCAGAAAAAUGGCAAAGAAAUAGUGCCCGUUCUCUGGCAGUUCCUACAGAAGGAAGCAGAACUGAGACUGGUGAAGUUCUUGCCUGAGAUUUUGGCCCUGCAGAGGAGUCUAGUGAAACGAUUCCAGAAUAUUUCACAAGCUGAAUACACCUCCAUCAGAAGUUUUAUUAGCAGUCACAAUUCAGAAGGGCUGAGGCAGUUAUUUCAAAACAGAAUCACUAUCUUUCUGUCCACAUGGAACAAGCUGAGGAGAUCUCUUGAAACCAAUGGUGAAAUCAAGCUGCCUAAAGACUAUUGCAAUAGCAAUUUGGAUCUGGACACUGAUUUUGAGGUCAUCCUGCCACGUCGACAGGGCCUGGGCCUCUGUUCUACUGCCCUAGUCAGCUACUUGAUUAACCUACACAAUGAAAUUGUCUACACGGUGGAGAAGUUCUCCAAGGAAAACAACAGCUAUUCUGUGGAUGCCUCUGAGGUCACUGAUCUGCAUGUCAUCAGUUAUGAAGUGGAACGGGACCUGACUCCACUGAUUCUCUCCAACUGCCAAUAUCAGGUUGAACAAGGUGGAGAAACCUUGCAGGAGUUCGACCUGGAGAAGAUCCAGCGGCAGAUCACCAGCCGCUUCCUCCAGGGCAAGCCCAGGCUGACACUCAAGGGACUCCCCACUCUGGUAUAUAGACAUGACUGGAACUACGAGCAUCUCUUUAUGGACAUCAAGAACAAAAUGGCACAGAGCUCCCUCUCCAGCUCAGCCGUCAGUGCCAUCAGCAGCCAGCUGCAGUCCUUCAGUGAUGCCUGUGAAGCGCUGUCUAUUGUGGAAGUCACACUGGGGUUUCUGAGCACAGCUGGUGGGGAUCCAAACAUGUACUUGAAUGUGUACAUCCAAGACAUCCUGCGAAUGGGCGAUCAGAUGACUGCUGUGCGAAAGGCCUUAAACAGAUGUCAGUUAAAACAUACCAUUGCCCUGUGGCAAUUCCUGUCUGCUCACAAGUCUGAACUGCUGCUGCGACUGAAAAAAGAGCCAUUUAGGGAGAUCGAUUCAAGGUACAAAAAGGAUCUCAGCCCAGAAAAUGCUAAGCUUCUCAGCACUUUCCUGAAUCAUAUUGGCCUAGAUGCUUUCCUGCUGGAGCUCCAUGAAAUGAUGGUCUUUAAACUAAAGGGCCCCCAAACCAACGAGAGUUUCAACCCUAAUUGGAGCCUGAGAGAAACGCUGGUAAGUUACAUGGAAACGAAAGAGAGUGAACUUCCUGAGAUGGAAUCUCAGUUCCCAGAAGAGAUACUGCUCUCCAGUUGUGUAUCUGUGUGGAAAAUGGCUGCUGAUCUGAAACGGGAUCGACAAACAAGAUAGAGUGAUUUCCUCAGCACUGUCUUCUGGUAAGACAUGGGAGAAAAGACACUUCUCCCAUCACCUACGGCAUGGAUUCCAUCACGGACUGUUGCCGUUUGGAGUUGUUCAGAAGGAAAGCUGUUGGCUUUGCACG
Carlito syrichta (Philippine tarsier) is the source of this 4326-nucleotide messenger RNA. RefSeq names its product E3 ubiquitin-protein ligase RNF213. The record is from RefSeq and is a predicted model, not a curated record. NCBI's taxonomy places the organism in Eukaryota, Metazoa, Chordata, Mammalia, Primates, Tarsiidae. The annotation marks the transcript as partial. Gene Ontology annotation, molecular function: ubiquitin-protein transferase activity; metal ion binding; ATP hydrolysis activity. The transcript has 29 exons. Gene Ontology annotation, biological process: ubiquitin-dependent protein catabolic process; sprouting angiogenesis; negative regulation of non-canonical Wnt signaling pathway. Gene Ontology annotation, cellular component: membrane; cytosol; nucleolus.